AUGAGCAAACAUAUUUUGCUUUGGGUCUUGCUAGAAAUUUGUAGAGGUUUGAUGAUUAGGGAAGGGGAAGAAAGAGUCUGGGCCUCCUGUAAUCUCACUCACACGACGAAGCAUAACAUAGAUACUCCAGAUCCCCUGGAGUUUGCACACUUGUAUAUCCCAAACAACGACUAUCGGGGAAAAAUCCUCCUCAUCACGCCCCAGCAGCCGCAACUGGCGACACUACGGACGUCGGGGAUCGAGGGACGAUCUCCGGCCACCGUAAGCACGGGCCUGCGGUCGGCGAGUUACCAAAUGUCACGCAAGUCGUGCGUGGCGGGGGGCGCGCGCGGCGCAUGCAUGUGGGUGCAGGAGUGCAACAGAGUUGGGGGGACGCACGCUGGAGUUUGCGUCGAUGGUUUCAUGUUCGGUUCCUGCUGUCGACUGCCAGACAAACCUGUGCAAGUGGAAGAAGCGGCACCUCCAGUCACAGUAACUGAGAAGACGUACUCAACGCCAUCUAGUACGGUGCACACUACAACACAACCUCCAGAGACAUCAACACAAACCAUUUCGCGGCCGAACUGGCAAACACAGCGGCCGUCGUUCAUGACCAAACCAAUAGAUGGCGCACCCACGUCGUACAGCUACCGCCCGCCAGAAAUAAACUUACCUUCAUUAGGAAAUUUAGAUUCAAGUAGCGAACAAAAUAGUGAUAUAGUUAAUAAAAUACCUUAUAACAGUGUAAAUAAAUACCAAAAUGUAAAUAGGCCGAACAGUGAAGCGGAAACUAGUCCCCACAAUAAGAUUUCGUCUAGUCUUAGUAUAUUACCUGGAGCGCGGCCGAUGGCCGUGUCGGAACAACAUUCUGAUAACAGCAUCAACUCAGGUCAAUUCAUCUCAAGGCCAAGCAAUCUGAACACAAUCCACUGGCAGGCGACAACAGAACCAACGUUUAUCACGAAGCCUCGACCUUCUUGGGAGAAGCCAGCAGGCAAACCAAAGCCUACAAAGAAGUUCACAACAACGACAAGUAAACCACACAAGAACUACAACAAGCCGAAAGACCCAGCGUCCAACAUGAUUAACAGGACUGAAGAAUCCACUUCAGCGCCAAUUCAGACUACGGCAGCUACUAAUACUGUUGAAUGUGGUCUAACAGCCAUGUGGCCACGUCCAGAGUCGAGGAUCAUGGGUGGUAAGGACUCCAGCUUCGGUCGCUGGCCGUGGCAGGUGUCUGUGAGAAGAACCUCCUACUUUGGCUUCUCAUCAACGCAUCGAUGUGGAGGCGCCAUCAUCAACGAAGGCUGGAUUGCUACUGCUGGUCACUGUGUUGAUGAUCUCCUGACAUCACAAAUAAGGAUCCGAGUUGGUGAAUAUGACUUCUCCUCUGUAUCAGAAGAAUACCCAUUUGUAGAAAGUGGUGUAGCAAGGAAAGCAGUACAUCCAAAAUAUAAUUACUAUACUUAUGAGUAUGAUUUGGCUUUGGUGAAGUUGGAAGCUCCAGUUCAGUUUGCCCCUCAUAUAUCUCCAAUAUGUCUGCCAGCGACAGAUGACCUGUUAGUAGGAGAAAACGCUACAGUUACUGGAUGGGGAAGAUUAUCUGAAGGUGGUGUGCUGCCGUCGGUUCUUCAAGAGGUGCAAGUACCUAUAGUAUCGAACGAGCGAUGUAAAUCGAUGUUCCUGAGAGCUGGAAGGCACGAGUUUAUUCCAGACAUCUUUUUGUGUGCUGGCCACGAGAGGGGAGGUCACGACUCUUGUCAGGGAGACUCUGGAGGACCAUUGCAGGUCAAAGGCAAAGAUCAGAAAUAUUUCCUAGCCGGAAUCAUCAGUUGGGGUAUCGGUUGCGGCGAAGCGAACUUACCAGGAGUUUGCACCAGGAUAUCGAAGUUCGUCCCAUGGAUUCUACAAACGGUUAACUCUUAGACCGAAGCACUUGGUGCUGCAAAGUGGAAGGUGGAAAGUGACAUAGUGAUGUACAGUGAAACAAAGACACGAAACGAAUUUGUGACAAGUGCAGAAUAAGUUACCUUCAAAAAUGUUGAUUUGAUUCAACGUUUUCUGAGGCGUUUAGUUAUGAAUAUCUCGCCAGGAGCUUGCAGAACUCGCGAUGGCGAGAUUCUGCAUCAACACCUUCACCGGAGCUCUAACCUGGUGAUAUUUUUAAGCUUCACAAUAAACGCCCUGAUGACUGCUUUGAGGUUGUAGAACCCAUCAUGUGUAUAUAAUGACGGUGAUCUUACUGCAUAUUCAAUGAUUCCAGAAUCAACGGAAGUAUGGAAUGUGUUAAGUCCAAUUAUGAAUGUUCCAAACGGAAAUUCACUUAGGUAGCGACCAAACGCAGGUAAUUCGACGUUCCGUGAUGAGCCUUAGGCAAAUUGGAAUGGUAAAUGUUGCCGUUCUGUGUCGAAGUAACUAUUCCUGCCUUUCCGGCC
Spodoptera exigua (beet armyworm) is the source of this 2414-nucleotide messenger RNA. Lineage: Eukaryota; Metazoa; Arthropoda; Insecta; Lepidoptera; Noctuidae. The record is from the annotation of a GenBank genome assembly.